Armigeres subalbatus is the source of this 504-nucleotide messenger RNA. RefSeq lists its product as uncharacterized. Lineage: Eukaryota; Metazoa; Arthropoda; Insecta; Diptera; Culicidae. The transcript is spliced from 4 exons. The record is from RefSeq and is a predicted model, not a curated record. Bases 1 to 504 code for a protein of 167 amino acids.
AUGACAAAUCACGGCUGCGAGGGAUGGCGAAAGGAACGUGGAGGAAAACGGAUCGAUCUAGAGGGCUCCGGCCCUAGUUUUCAGACCAAGUCGGUUAUCGAAGCCGGAACGACGUUGGUCGCCGUUGCCGCCAUUACGGUUGGAUCCGUUCAGACAUCGCCCUACCAAAUAGCAGUGCAGCCUACUCUGUCCUCCGCUCUCGAGCGGCGAUUGCAAGCACGAACCAGCGACUCGUUUAGAGAGGCGACCUUCCGACAACACUGCCCUCCCUACAAGACGCGAUUGAGUGUUACUGCCAUAACCUGCCUGCGACCUAUUCAUCGUCGUUACUGUCGCAGUGACCCGCUUCCACCGGUCUGUCGCAUUGCGCCGCCCCACGUCACCGACGUGCCGCCCUACCCGUUCGGGCCCAACCGACCGACUGCGCGACUGGUGCUGUUCAUCCUUCUCCCUCUGCCGCCCGGCAGGAUCGACCGACUGUUCAACUACAGAUCCAUUUCGUAA